AUGAUCAUUUGGGCUAUUGUUAUGAAUCUUUGUUGCAUAGCUAAGCAAGGAAAUUAUGGUGUAUCUAUUAAUUGGCUUCAAGGUGCAACAUGGCUUGGAAUAGAACAAAUACAUGGUAGAACUGUUGAUCAUUGGUAUACGUUCGGACGUGAAUAUUGGAGUGAAGUUGAUGAACCAAGAAAUGGCGUACGCUUUUCGGGACCUAAUUUAAAAGCACCUCAUCAAUUUACUGAUUAUGAUGUUUGGCAAAUUAGUCGACAAGAUCCACGUCUUUUUGAUUUACCAAAAGAUACUGAUUGUAGUCAACCAUGCCCAUAA
Rotaria sp. Silwood1 is the source of this 318-nucleotide messenger RNA. The record is from the annotation of a GenBank genome assembly. NCBI's taxonomy places the organism in Eukaryota, Metazoa, Rotifera, Eurotatoria, Philodinida, Philodinidae.